CCCACAAAAAAGUGUAUUUAUGUGUACACAAAUAGCAUACACAAGAUGUGAUGAGUUGUAAUAUAUUUAUUACACGUGAUUACAAUAAUUUGUUGCAGAUUUGAGGUUACAUGUAGUCUUGUUCACGUAUUGAGAAGGAAGAGUAGCUAGAGCACAUGGGCUGUAUAGUUUGAUGGGAUGGCACGCCCUUAGAAUCACAUGACAGGUGAUUGGUGGAGAGGCUUUAUGAUGAACACAUUUAUGGCAUUGGCAGCGCGAAGGCACAGUCGGGCAAGGCGCGGAGCAUCCCAUCGCUGAAGACACCACUUACAGUGCCAAGGACGUUUUUUAAAUCCAAGGUGGUCGAUAGUGUAUUUUGCAAGUUGCAGGGGAGGAAUACGCGCUGGAGAGCAAGUCUCCGAAGUCGAGGAUAUUAUAGGACACUAAGCAUAGAGGCUGAUGCAGUAGUCUGUCGCCAUGGCCUCAGAUGCAAGUCACAUGUUGGAGGCGGCCUUGGAGCAAAUGGAUGACAUCAUCGCAGGCUCCAAGGCUGCAGCCGAGUACACCAACGGCCUGUUUGAGCUGGGCUCCCCAGGUAGCGCAGGGCCCCUGCAGGUGCUGCAGCUGGUUGAGGACCUGAGGCUGGCCCUGGAGCUGCAGCCCAGAGAGGAGGAGAGGAACACCCUGAGGGCCCAGGUCCCCAGCAGCACUGCUCACAUGCUCAUGGACUGGCUGGACAUGGACAGGGGCUCAGACAGGGGCUCGGUUAACCUUCGCUCCCCGGUGAACAAUGAGAGCUAUCAGGAGCGUCUGGUUCGCCUAGAGGGGGACAAAGAGUCUCUGGUUCUCCAGGUGAGCGUGCUCACAGACCAGGUGGAGGCCCAGGGAGAGAAGAUCCGAGACCUGGAGACCUCUCUGGAGGAGCACUACCACAAACUCAACUCCACUGAGGAAAUGCUACAGCAGGAGCUGCUGAGCCGGACCUCGUUGGAGACCCAGAAACUAGAUCUGAUGGAUGAGGUUUCCUACCUGAAACUGAAGCUGGUCGGCAUGGACGAGGAACAGAACCACAACGGCAGCAGCAAGGACCAGCAGAACAAAGCUGAGUGUGUGGUAAAUCUGAUAAGCGAGCUCCAGGAGCAGAUGUGUAGGUUUCAGGAAGAGAUCCACACCCGCAUCAUGGAGAAACGGGCCAUGGAGGCCCAGGGGGAGAGUGGUGCCCGCGAGGCCCACGACCAGAGCCCUGACGUGGGCUUGGGUGGCUCUGACGUGGAGGAGUUUUGCUGUCGCUGUGGAGGACAGAAUGGCUUACUGCAAGAACUCAGGCUCCUCAAGAGUAAAGUGGAUGUGCUGGAGGGGGAGAAAUCGCAGUAUGAGAGAAAACUAAAGGCCACGAAGCUCUCUAUCUCUUACUCUCUCCAUGUGUGUUACCAGUCGCUCAUGACCAAGCUCUCUAGCCUGAAGGUCACUGUAGAGCACACUCAGGUGGAGAAGCAGCACUGGGAGGAGCGAUGGCGGACCGCUCAGGUGGAGAUAGCAGACCUACAGCAGAUACUGGCUUCCAAAGACUCUGAGAUCGAGGGCCUUCAGAGCCAGCUGGUCUCCAGAGGCCCAAUGACCAAUGAGAAUCCAGAGAGAGUGGAGGUCUUUAGGAGACUGCUGACAGACCAAUACCAAGAAUUCCAAAGGUUGAAAAUGGGGAUGGAGUCUUUGUUAGCGGCAAAUGAUGAGAAAGACCGUCACAUAGAGGAGCUCACUGUUCUCCUGAGACAGUACAGGAAGAUGAAGGAGGUGAUGGCCCUCGCACAAGUGUCCAGUGAGAAGCUCCUUGUUGGGAGCAGUGAGGAGGAACUGAGCGGGAGUCUGAAGAUGAGAGCUCUCACACAUAAAGCUCAUUCAGACAUCAUCCGUUCAGAGAUGUCUUCCAGGUGCUCCUCUCCUCUGUUAAGGUCUUCCUCAUCCUUCCAGAAAGAGCUGACCUCUAGUAUCCAGACCUCCCUGGAGACGUCCAUGGUGAUGGUCUCCCCAAGCGAUGCUGGCUGCUUCCACAACGGACAAUGGUCCCAGCCACAGAUGCUUUCAAGCAGCCUGGAGGAGUUACAAAGCGGAUCGUUACCAAAGCAUGUAGUGGGUCAACCAGUUGAAGCGUUUUCAGAGAAUCGGCACAUGGAAAUGAACAAAUAUCAGACCCUACCAGGGAAGCUGUCUCGACUGGACUUGAAUGAGGAUCAAGAGCAGUGUGCCACACCAGUCCAGCUCUCCCCUGACGAUAGCGAGGACAGUGAGUUGAACCUAAGAAAGUCGGAGAGACUGGAUGAGUCCACGCAGUCGGACCUGUCCCCCCUCUCGUCUGGAGUGGACUCAGGAAAGCAGUCUCCUGUCUCCCCAGAGAACAAGAAGAACCACCUGGGCAUCAAGAAACUCUGGGGGAAGAUUCGGAGGACCCAGUCUGGCACCCUGCAGAGAGAGGACCUUGAGCCUGGAGAGUUUAAGAGGGGGGGACUGAGAGCCACCGCCAGCCCUCGUCUGGCCCGGACUGGAGAGACGUUGACCUCUGUGUGGGAUUUGAAGACACCCUUCUCCAAGUGGACUCCGGAGCAGGUCUGUUGCUGGCUAGAGGAGACUGGGCUGGACCAGUAUGUGAUUCUGGCCCGACAUUGGGCCAACAGUGGGCAGACCCUCCUCUCCGCCUCACCACAGGACUUAGAGAAGGAAAUGGGGAUUAAGAAUCCACUGCACAGGAAGAAGUUGCAGUUGGCCCUCAAGUCCUUCAGCACCAAAAUGACUGAGAAAUCCUCUGAACUGGACCACAUAUGGGUCACACGUUGGCUUGAUGACAUUGGUUUACCUCAAUACAAGGGUCCGUUUCACGAGGGAAGAGUGGACGGCAGAAUGAUUCAGUACUUGACAGUGAAUGACCUCUUGUUCCUGAAAGUGACCAGUCAGCUCCAUCAUCUCAGUGUGAAGUGUGCUAUCCACGUCCUCCACGUCAACAAGUUCAACCCCAACUGCCUAAAGAGAAGACCUGGAGAUGAGAACAAGACUUCUCCCUCGGAGGUGGUUCAGUGGUCUAACCACAGGGUGAUGGAGUGGCUUCGCUCAGUGGACCUGGCGGAAUACGCACCCAACCUGAGGGGCAGCGGGGUGCACGGUGGCCUCAUCAUUCUGGAGCCUCGUUUUAACUCAGAUACCCUGGCCAUGCUGCUGAACAUCCCCCCUCAGAAGACCCUGCUGCGACGUCACCUGGCCACCAACUUCAACAUGCUGGUGGGCUCCCAGGCUCAGCAGGAGAAGAGGGAGUUCAUGGAGUCUUUGGGCUACGCUCCGCUCAGCACUACAGCCAAAGUCAGGCCAAAGAAGUUGGGCUUCUCAAACUUCGGCCACCUAAGGAAGAAGAGGUGUGACGAGUCAACAGACUACAUUUGCCCCCUGGAGGCGGCCCAGGUCCAGGCGGUGCUGAACGGGGCCCACCGGCCCUACUCCGGCUUCAGGGGCCUCAGCCCCAUCCUAGACAGAGACCCAGACAGACGGGAGCAGAUGGCGGUGACAGAGGGGCCCGUGCUGCAGAUAGAAGCUCUGUCUGAGGGAAUUAACCAACUCACGGGUUCCAGAGAGGAGAGAGGGGCUGGAGCUGUUCCAAACAUCAAAGGCAGACCGAUACUGGUUAUAAGGGAAACCACCCUCUAACCUAGUCCUGUAGAUAUGGGGAAGAUAGAGAGCAAACAACCAGCCCCGGACAUUCCCAAGAUAAUCU
Salvelinus fontinalis (brook trout) is the source of this 3733-nucleotide messenger RNA. Its product is annotated as liprin-beta-2-like. The transcript is spliced from 31 exons. Lineage: Eukaryota; Metazoa; Chordata; Actinopteri; Salmoniformes; Salmonidae. The record is from RefSeq and is a predicted model, not a curated record. Gene Ontology annotation, molecular function: protein binding. Gene Ontology annotation, biological process: neuromuscular junction development. Bases 457 to 3666 code for a protein of 1069 amino acids. Gene Ontology annotation, cellular component: presynaptic active zone.